Messenger RNA from Schistosoma bovis, 6478 nucleotides. The record is from the annotation of a GenBank genome assembly. NCBI's taxonomy places the organism in Eukaryota, Metazoa, Platyhelminthes, Trematoda, Strigeidida, Schistosomatidae.
UAUUACAUAUUCAAUACUUUUAAAGAAUGUUUACUAUUUAAUUCUUGUUAUCCUAUAUCAUGAUAUUAUGUUCAUUUUAAUUUAUUUCACCAAAUAUUUAAAUAAAAUUCUUACUUUACUAUUAUUCUGUAUGUUUAUAAUUAAUUCAAAUGAAUCUAAUCAAAAUUUAUUGGAUAUAAAUAAUUAUGUAAACAUUUCAUUAUUGAAAAUUAAUGAUAAAAUAAAACAUUCUAAUUCUAGAAGUAAACGUCAUAUUGAUCCAUCUAUACCAAUCGUAACAUCGAAUAAUUUAAUUUAUUCAACUGAAUUAAGAAUAAUUGCUAGUGCUGUAUGUAAAUCACAUUGUUUACAAAGAUGUUCAGAGAAACUAAUAAAAGAUUCAGUGAAAGACAAUAUGAUCGAAGAGAUUGUGAAUAACUUAAUGAAAUUUCCAGUUCAACUUCGUGAUAAAUGCAGUCAAUUGUCUCCUGGAUUUUUGUACUAUGAUGAAUGUGAACAGGCUUGCGAUUCAGAUCGCUUUUACAGUGACUGCAUAAAAAUGUGCGAGUCUGGUGAUUCACCUAGUGGAUGGUCAUGUCUUACUGGUUGCCGAUCCUUAGACGCAGCAUUGAAGAGACGCUCUGGUGAUUGCCCCGAACAGAUUGGCCUUGCAAUUCACCGCAUACCAAAUUUAGUAUCUGUCAAAAAUGAUGUUCAGAAUUAUCCAUCACAUGAGUCUCCCGAAUCUUCACAGUUUAAUUUGGACAAACCCAUCUCUUUACCUGAGAGCGACAACGGAUUAAAAACCAAUAUGCUGGAGAAUUCUUGGUUUACACAUCAUAGCAGUGCAAUUAAUGAAAUAACCAGCUGCACAGUUGAUGCUGAAUGUCCACAAAAGCAAGAUAAAUGCUGUCAAUCACAAUGCAAACAAGCCUUAUUUAAUAAAGCAAUCUUGCCCCCGAUUCCAACAGUACGUAUUUUGGAAGAAAAACAUCCGCCAUCGUUUCUUGUUUCUUGGAAUAAUAACGAAAUAGAAGUCAGCAAUCUCAGCUUACCAACCGUGUACGUACUACAAGUCAAAUCCUAUUUUGGCCCAGAAUAUGAUAACCGUAUGUCAAGUCCCUGGAAAACAUUAGUUGUGUCUACAUUAAAAGGUGCCCAACUAAGUGAUCCUGCUGUUGGUUGGUGGUACCAGUUUCAAGUGGCAGCAGUAAAUCAGUGGGGUUCUCUUGGUUUUGACACUCCAUCUCCACCUGUACAAUUAACAACUCUUCAACCUAGCCCUCCAUCACCUCCAAGAGACUUGGCCGACGAAUUGUUAACACUACAAGCUAAUGGAAAAAUAAGAGUUCAGAUUCACUGGAACAGUCCAGCAACUACCGUAUUACCAGUUACUGAGUAUAGGAUCUCUUGGGGUCCUGAUUCUGCAAAUAUAGAUAAUAAUCAUAAAUUCACUGAAUAUCCUACUCAAUUUGUACAUACUGUUCCAUCGUCUCAAACAAAUUAUCAGCUGACAAAUCUUUAUCCUGGAGUACUGUAUCGAAUUGAGGUAAUUGCAAUGAGUGAAUGGGGUUCAACUCAACUUAGAUCACAACCAAAUACUUUGUUUAUUCAUACUCCAAACGUAGAUUCAAUCCAAGAUCAUAGAGAAGAUUCCCUAAUUGCCAACGUAAAGAAAAUUGAUGCAAACACUGUUCAACAUCUAAAAAACAAGAAGUAUUUGAACCAUUAUGAUGAGUCAUACUCUGAAGACCACCUUAGCCACAACUCAGGCAAAUCGGAUGUUUCUUUUGUUUGUAAUGGAACUAGUAAAAGUUUAGUAUUUAAAAGUUCAUUACCAUCUGAUUCAUCAAUUAAUCAUAUAAAUAUUAAAACUGCAGAAUUAUCAAUGGAAACUGAUGUAGCUGUCUUUGAUGGACAUGGUUUAAUAACUGAACUCAAAAUAUAUGAGUAUGAUUUAAAACAAACAUCUAAAACAGAGUUAAAUCAACAAACAAUGAGUUCACGUCCAUUAAUUGUUCGUUGGACGCCACAAGUUUGCAUUGAAACUGUCAUUGUCACUGGUAAUAAUAUAGAUGAAACAAAUUCCUUUCAAUCAGAAGCUUUAAUAGCCAAUAAUAUUGAUCAAUUUACUAAACCUUCAUAUUCUCAAAUAGAAAAUGCUGGACGGCGUAAAGAAUCACUGAAUUCAAAUGAAAAAUAUAUUUUAUUGAAUCCAGUAAAACAUGGAGUCAACAAUCAUGUUGACGGUAAAAGAUUCAAAAAGCCCAUUUUAAGACAUGCAACAUUACAAUUAACGAAUCUUAACUUUAAUUGUCGUUAUCUAAUUGAAUUAUUGUCUGAAAAACAAGAAUCAUCUAAACGAUCGGACAAAAAAAUUCACCCUGUCUAUACAUCUGGGUAUAAUGUUGAACUUUCUGCAUGGUUGUGUACACCAGCAUGUUCCACAGUAAAAUUAGCUUCAUGGAUUAAAAAACCAAAGUGUUUAGGUACUACACAAGUUUUAGAUAUUAUAACAGAACCAAAAAAUUUAUCAUAUAAGCAAAUAUCGGUAACACCAACGAUCAGUUAUAAUAUAUCUUGGAAGUCAGGUGCGCUUGUAUCAAGAUCUGGGAGUUAUCAACAAUUAACUACUCAAGAAAUCUACAGUGACAAGACUAGUAAAAUUAUUUUCCCAGUGCACCACAGAAUUAUCUGGGGACCAAGCCGAGAUACUGCAAUGAAAUCAGUUGUAUGGAAAUCAUGGCCAAAUCUUCGACCUCGAAUUGAUCAUACAAGAGCUGAAACAAAAGUAUUACGAAACAGUGAAACAUCUAUAGUUUUGGAUAAUCUUCUACCAAAUACAUUAUAUGUGGUUAGUUUACAAGCAAUGACUGGAGAGCAUUAUAUGCCAAAUAAUGAUAAAAUAUAUAUAAAGUCUAAAAUUAAUAAUAAUAAUAAUGUGGAUCAUAUGCAGAAAAUAGAUAUGAAGCCAAGUCUUCUCUCUUUUCAAUCAAUGAAUUCAAAAGAUUUACACCAAUCGAAACCAUCAACACAAUAUUUAGGAUCUAGUAAAGAAGUUUAUCUGGUUUUUGAAACCCCUGAAGAUUCAAAUAUAUUCAAAGAAAAUGGGAAAUUAAUUGAUUCUUCAAAAGAAUUCCGAAGUUCAUUAGAAAAUGGUUCAUCAAGUAAGGCGAAAUACAUUUAUAUUUUAUUAUUAUAUCUAAUACGUAAUUAUACAUUCAUACAUUUUUAUUCAAAGUAUAUAGUGAAGCUGAUCAAAUGUGUUGUAUGUAGUUUUUAUUUGUAAUUGUGUUUUGCUAUGUUAUCCUUAAUUUCUAAUUCGUUUGUGUAUUUAGCAAAUAUUUGUAUUCAGCCUUUUAGAUGAAGUUAGUAUGAAAUGAAUUAUCCUAUGCAAUUCAUACUAAUCAUAUUACCUGUUUGUUAAAUUUCUUUGCAUUCGCUUAUUCAACACAUGAUAUUAUACAUCCGUAUGUCAUUUUAUAUAAAUUGAGUAGAUGAAACUAGAAAAAGGGGAUAUUAAGUAUCAUUGUAAUAAGCUUUUUUGUGUACUAAAAAGCUGUGGUUUGUUGAAACAAAUUUGUUAUUUUGAUUGAGAUCCUGAACCGAUUGAUGUUAGGCCACCAUUAAAAACUUGUAAGCACUAUUGUCGGUCUCCUUAGCAAUGCGUAUCCACGAUCCGGCUUACGAGAUUCGAAUCCAGUGCCUUCGAUCUGGCACGCGAACGUACUGCUGAGGAGUCACACAAUAGAACAAAACGGUGUUUCCGGGUUUUCAGUGGUGAUCUAACAUCAUUCAGUUCAUGAUCUCAAUCAGAAACUCAAUAAUCUCCACAACCUUAUACUGAUGAAUUUGUUGUUGUUGAAGUUUUUCUUUCAAACUUUUCAUGAUUUCAGUCUUUAUAAACCAAGAGAUCACAUUUAGUUGAUAUUUACCUGCACAUCUUAUCCUUAGAAAAAAAAUCCUUUUUUUAAUAUGUUAGCUUUAUUAGACGUAGAAAGAAAUACAGUACUAUUAUAUAAUAUCGGUGUUCUUGUUUUGAUUACAUUAACCAGUAAAAAUACAUUAAUUUAAUGCAUUUUCCAGUAUCUCAUUUUUGACUAUCUGAGUUAGAUUCGAGUUAACACGUUUAGCUUCACUUUACUUUUUAUAAUCAUUUUGAGAAUAUAGUAAAUGGUGACAUGACUAGAGUAUGAUAUUUGAUCUGCUCUCAGCAUAGUUUGUAUUGAGUCAGUAACGGUCAAACGAAGAAAGAUGAUUUCCGGAAUUAAUAAUAUGAGUAUUAGGAAGGAAGUUCGUAUGUAAUGCUAUUUGAGAUAUGAUGGUUAAUCGACCUGCCGCUUAACAUUACCAAAUGUUUCUGAAUAAAAUAUGUCCACGAAAAAUAUGAUAAUGCAUCUACUCUUUGCACAUAUGCAUAUUAUGUUGUUGUUGACACAUUUGUUGUUAUUUGUUUUUCAUGAUUUUCCUGAAAUAUCUAUUUCGUUGAGUUUUUCAGUGCAAAAGAACAAUGAUGAUGCCAUCAUCAUACUUAUUUGAUAACUGUGUUUCGGAAUCAACUUUUUAAUCACCUGGAUUGAAGUUUGUGAAAAAAAUAGGUUACCAAGUGAGAUAAAGAUUAGACUCAAUGUAAAAAACGAAGCAAAACAGGUGACGAUGAAAAAAACUUCAAAAAAUGUCAGAUAACAUGAAAAUGACUUAAAUGUGCAUUUAUACAACAAUGAGUAACAAAAAAAUUGUUUGCAAACCAGAUGGUGUGCGGAUUAUUGUAUAGAUUAUUCAUAAAAAGUUUUAAACGCAGUCACUAAUCUGAAGUUAAAAAUUAAAAUGAUCCAAACUGUCAUUAAUCAUUUAAUCUAAGACUGACUAAAUGUCAAUCGAAUUUUCAAGCUUGAAUUCAUGAAUCAAUUGAAGCUAGACCAUUAUGGAAAACCUGGAAGCACUGCACCACCGUUUUGUCCCAGUAUGGGACUUCUCGUCAGUGUGCAUUUACAAUCCCGCUCGUGGAUUAGUUGAAAAUAGACAUUAACACCAUUGGAUUCCGGCUCAGUGGUUUAGAGAUUAGGCAUUUGCGCAAGAGACUGAUAGGUUUUGAGUUCUAACCCCGCGAGCGAGAUUGCAGAUGCGUAAUGCUGAGUAGUCCCGUACUAAGCCAAAAUGACUGUUCAGUGCUUCUAAGUUUUUCAUGGUGGUCUAGCUUUAAUUGACUAAUUAAUUAAACUAUUACAUUUUAUUUAUUAAUUUCACAUUUGAAGGGAUUAUUUUCAAUGUAUAAUGCUCUUGAGACUAUGAAAACAUUUGUUAUGUGUUGUAUAAGAGUCAUUGUUAUUCUUUAUUCUUUCCCACUGAUACGAUCCUUAUUUUCUGACAAUGUAUUACGUUUUUUAUUAUUUUAUUUUGUAGACGUACGCCAAACAGUCAAAGAGAUAAUCCACUAUGCAGUCUAUCUGGCUUUAAUAAGAAUUAUAUUAAAUUACCAAAUUUUAAAUGUAUGAUCAGUUAUAAAACAAUAAUUUAGAGAUACAACUGUGUAAAUUGCAAACUAAAUCUCACUUAUUUUCUAUAUACAUGUUCUUUGAGGCUUUUUUUGCACUUAUCUUACAGCAUUUCUUUAUAUCACUCACCUGUAUUCCUUUUUGUUAAUGGAAUAUGACUUUUUAUUUAUGUCUUUUGUGUUUGAUAUCCGAAUUGCCAAGCCAUAUACAUGUUAAAAGUCGGAGUAAGGAGAAUACAAGAAAUGUGACAAAAAUUGAUAGAUCUUCCUUAUGAACACUCUUACAUUUUAAAAUCAAUCAAAUAAUGUGGAUUUUAUUCAGUUCUUAGUUGUUACGUAAUGAAUGAAGUAUGUAUACCAUUCAUUUAUUGAAGUUUAACCAUGAAUACAAACUAUACUAUAAAUAUUCUAUGUGAUAAUUCUUAUUCUUUUGUUCUUUUCUUUUCUAAUGGAAUGUAAAUUAUGCUAUUCAAACCAUGAAUUCAUAAAACUAUUCACUUUAAGUUGUAUAUAAAAAUCUUAAUUUAUUGAUUCAUUUUCUUUUAAUUCACUUAAUCUACAUUAUCUUACAAACAUAUCUGUGAUAUUGCAUUUAUUCUGUAUAGUUGACAGUUCUUUCGGAAUAUUACUAUUCUUAAUCUUUCUUUUUUGGUUGGUUCUUUCUGUUUUCAAAUAUUUAACAUCUAUCAGAUGUUAAAUGUUGCCUUUCGUAUAAAUCUAUUUGUAUAAAGAUCUUCAGUAAACAUUCAGUUGAGAUCUAUACUGAAAGGUAUAAAAGGCAAUAAAUAAAUAAUUAUUACAUUAUAUACAAAUUUUAUUGUUGAUAUUGAACAUCAUGUCAUUUAAAACUAAUUCUCUGAUGAUUGUAAUAAAAAACGAAUUAUUGCCUAAUAUGAUUACUUAACUUUAAUUCACUCAAAUAAAGGAAUGAUAUAAUGGAGAACUUUGUAAUCUACCACUUUUUAGAUGUAGUUUCGUUUACUUCUGACUGAUAAUACUCUAUUU